Boeremia exigua is the source of this 462-nucleotide messenger RNA. RefSeq names its product DNA-directed RNA polymerase. The record is from RefSeq and is a predicted model, not a curated record. The transcript is spliced from 2 exons. Gene Ontology annotation, biological process: transcription by RNA polymerase II. Lineage: Eukaryota; Fungi; Ascomycota; Dothideomycetes; Pleosporales; Didymellaceae. The coding region runs from base 1 to 462 and encodes 153 amino acids. Gene Ontology annotation, cellular component: RNA polymerase II, core complex. Gene Ontology annotation, molecular function: protein dimerization activity.
AUGAAACAGGGCGACGACGCGACGCAGCGAGGCGACUUGUCUAUAGCUCGCAGACCAGAACCUCAUUCUGACGAUGUGCUGGACAGAUUCGAGCUCUUCCUGCUGGACGACGGCCAGCAGAAGGUCGAGUACAAGGAAGAAACCCGUGUGCCCAAUACCGCGAUCUUCACGUUCAACAAGGAAGACCACACACUCGGCAACCUCCUCUCGCAGCGCCUCCUCAAGUACGAAUACAUUGUCUUCUCCGCCUACAAAAUCCCGCAUCCUCUCUUUGCGACCUUCGAGCUGCGCGUUCAGACCGACGGCACUAUCACACCGAAAGAGGCCAUCAUUCGGGCUUGCAAGGAUAUCGUCCAGGAUCUGCACGUGCUGAGCAGCAGCUUUCAGACUGAAUGGCUCGGCAAGAAGAUUGUCAGCGAGGGCGAGGCAGACAGGAUUGCGCGUGAGCGUGACGCUUUCUAG